This is a messenger RNA of Tigriopus californicus, 4423 nucleotides long. Its product is annotated as biorientation of chromosomes in cell division protein 1-like 1. The coding region runs from base 299 to 4162 and encodes 1287 amino acids. The record is from RefSeq and is a predicted model, not a curated record. Lineage: Eukaryota; Metazoa; Arthropoda; Copepoda; Harpacticoida; Harpacticidae. The transcript has 7 exons.
CUGUUACCCUCCCAAAAGUCAUGGUUAACCACCCCUAUUGAUGAAAGCACGCCUACCCUUCUCGGGCGUUGACGCAUUGAAAGCGCUCGACUGAGUCACCUUAGCUUUGGUGGGUCUGGGCGUCACUGACUGAGUGAGCGUGUGAAGUGUAGUUUUGGCUGCCAGGACUCGAGCCUUUGAACGGACGGGAUUACGGCUUAGCCCAGCGACUAACCCCAGAGAAGGCAGGACGGCUGACCCGCAUUGGGCCCAGCGCAUUGAUCGACGCACGGGGCUGGAUUCUGGCCGCGAUAGCGGAAUGGAUGGUCCGGCCGGCCGCGCUUUGCCGCACGCCGAUCCGGCCGUAGUGGAGAAACUGGUGGAAGAGCUCAAAUCCCAGGGCGUUUUCGAUCAGUUCCGCAAAGAGUGUCUGGCCGAAGUGGACACCAAGCCGGCUUUUCAGAAUCUUCGUUCCCGGGUGGAAGGUUCGGUCAAUCGUUUCCUAUCCAAACAGAGCUCCGGCUGGAAGCCCUCGCAAAACAAGAACCAUCUCCGGAAUCUGCUCCGAAAACACAUUCAAGAGUCGAGUUAUUUGGAAUCGGGUAUGGAUCGGAUCGUGGAUCAGGUGGUCAAUCCCAAGAUUCUGUCCGUCAUUGAGCCACAAGUCGAGGGGGUGAUCUGCAACUUUCUAGGCGUGGCCAAACCCCCGGAAGAGGAUGAGACCGAGCCCUCGCCCGCUGCAGAGCCAGUGGCCAAUGGACACAUUUCGGACGUGGAAAUGGGCGAGAAAUUAUCCAACAUCUCGUCUGAAGACAUUGAAAUGCGAUCUGCUGAAGACCCAACGUCAACGCGUGAUGACCCGGGCGCCCCUCCUACCGCCUCGCCGACAGGCACGCCUCAGAUCCCGGGUGGUGACAUUUCGCCUCUCACGCCACCCCUACCGCCCUCGCCCGGCAGUCCACACACCCCGCCACUGCCCCCACCCACAUCUGCGCCCUCGGCCCCGACUGAAGUCGUGAUGGAAGAGGUCAUCGCCCUCGAGGAUCAACACGCCAUGUCGCCCGUGAGUGACACGGACUUUGACAACGUGUCGCCUCCCAAAGAUUCGCCCAUCACGCCUUCUGAGAGCUCGCUCCCGUCCCCGCCUGGCGAGGAGUCACAGCCUCUGUCCUUGCCCCUGCCACCGCAAGCCCCUCCACCCCCGCCCCCACCGGCUCAACAACCUCCGCCACCCCCCGAAACGCCCCCAUUACCACCCGGUCCGGUGGGUCGACCGCCUUCGCCUUUGACCUCGCCCAUCGGAUCCAGUUCCGAUGAUAUGGACCAUAAUGAAGACACCGGCACUAGUCCAGCCCCGCCCAAUCCACCCCGUGGGGCCAGCAGUCUGUCAGGUCCCUCGGACAUUUCGGAUACCGAUUUGCCGGCUUCCAACUCCAACUCCGAAGGCGAAAAGGACAUGAGCGAGGCCGAUUUGAACGCCUUGGAGAAGGCACGAGCCGAGCUGCAGGCUAAAUUGGCCGCUGCCUCCAUUGAAGAAGACGAUUCCGAGGGUGAGAUCCGCACCGAUGAUGACAGUGAAGCCACCAACAAGAGUUACGUCGAGAAGUUCAACGAGAUCAUGAGCUCGGACGCAUCAGUCCCGCCCACGCCCGAUCAAAGCGGAUCCAAGAUACCCACGCCCCCUCCGGGUGAUGCGGUGUCGCCCAUCAGCGAUAGUAUGUCUCCUUUGGCCAUGUCCAAGACGUCGGAAGAGGUCAAGUCCUCCUCAUCUGAAUCGGACGAUGACAAGAAACCGGAAGGAGUCGGGAUGAGUAAGAAGAAAGAUGGCCAUAACAGUGAUGACGAUCGAUCGGGUAAUUCCGGGGGAGCCUCGGCCAAUCCGGAUCCCAAGAGUCAGCCCCAUCCACCGCCGGAAGAGAAGGACUCCCAAGGACCACCGGAUCAGGCAUCCAAGUCCCCAAAAUGUGACGAUAAGAAGAAUCGGCGAAGCUCGUCCACAUCCUCAUCUCACGAUCGCAAGCCACAUCGGUCUUCGAAGAAAGAGGAUGAAAAAAAGAAAAGUGGACAUUCGCAUUCGCACCCUCAUAAAUCUUCCAAACAUCGACCGGAUGACAAACAUCGGCGGAAAAGCACCGAGGAGAGACGAAGCAAGGACGUAAAAGACACUAAGGACACCAAGGAGACAAAGGACGCCAAGGAAAAGAAGAAGUUGGACAAGGAACGCAUCGAAAAGGAGAAGAUCAAAUUGCAGGCUAUCGAGAAAAAGAUCAAGGAGAAGGAUAAAUUUUCAGAUUUUGACAUGUUCGCGCCCAAGCCACCCAAGCCCAAAGCUGUUUUAUCGCGGCCGCCCAGUUCGGCAUCUUCCAAGGGAUCUGCCUCACCUUUGGCCUUUGGGGCCAAAUCCCCCUUAGCCUUUGGCUCCAAGACUCCGCCCGCUUUUGGCUCCAAGACCCCACCCGCUUUUGGCUCCAAAACGCCGCCCUCUUUUGGCAGUAAGACCCCCCCGGUCUUUGGUCACAAAUCGCAACCCAAGGCCAACGGCUCGCACGUUGCCAAUGGUCUCAAACCCCCGCCGCCUCUCAUCAAGACGUCUUCUGCCGGAACUGGAUCCCCUGGCCCUGACAACGACAAAAUGAAGAAGGUGAAGGCUGAGAAGGAGAAGAUUGACAAGGACUCGCCUAAAGUGGAGCGAAAGGUGUUCCCUGAGCUACCUCUCCCCAAGACCAAUGGGGACAAGUUGAAGCAACAUGAGGUGGAUAUCCUCGAGGCAAAACAGAGACUGGAAGAGGCUCGCCAAAAACGCUUGGUCGAAAUCAAGAAGCUCGAAUUGGAGAAGAAACAGAAGAAACGCUCUAUGUCCUCAUCCACGGGCGACAGUAGUCCCAGCUCCUCCGCCACACAUAGCAAGCCGCCCAAGUCUGAAUCGAAGAAGACCAAAGUCAAGGACAAACCUACGGUGGUGCCGAAAGAGCGAAAGAAGUUGACCUUGUCGGAUCUCAGUGAUGAGGAAGAAGUCUCUGAUUGGUCAGAUGCUGAGGCCCCGAGCUCGGUCCGCAACGCAAGCAAGCGUAAACGAAAGCCCGUGCUGGCCGAUUCAUCCGAAGAUGAUGAGGAUAGAGACGACGAGUCGGGCAGCAAAUCUGACAAGGGUCCUAAGCGACAGACUCGCACGUUGGCGUUGAAGGCCAAGGCCGAUUCAAUACUCAAUUCUGACCCGGCAACUAAGGUCUUUCAAGGCUUCAAGGAGGACGGGGCGGAGGAGGGAGAUCGCAAGACCGAUGCGCUGGAAGAACACAGCCGAGUAUUGGCCGAGUAUCUGGACGACGAGGACAACAUAUCCCUGGAUGAGGUUCCUCUGGACGAGCUGGACUUGCCCAACGAGCUCCUCACUCUCGAAGACCUCCACGAUCCGGAGGCCACGUGCAAUCUUUUGAAAGGCUUUGGGGGUCAUCCAACCUUAACACAAGGCCCUCCGCAAUGGCUCAAAGCCGUCCUGAGUUCGUGGAAUUUGACUCGAAGCGAAGUGAAUCUCUUCUAUCAAAGACCAACCAAGAUCCUCAGCCAAGUAAAGCCCAUCUCUGAAUACGCUUACAACCGGUCACGACCCAAGUUGGGUAGAAAAUCUUCGCCACCUCUUGAAACGUGGUCAACCAAACCGGUCGUUUCCACACCAGAGCCCGUAUUAUUCGACGAACCCGAUUUCUUUGGCUUUGAAUCGACUGCCGAGGCCGAGAAGAAGUUUCUCUUCAGAUUGAACCCGGAUUCCCCCAUCGAUGAGAAUGGGAACACAUUCGGUAUGAAAAGUGAGGACUUUCUCGACUUGGAACAAAUCGAGAACGACGAUGACGACGACGAUGGAAAAAAUAUAGUCCUUCCUCAGUUGAACGUGAACAUAGAAGAUCAACUGUUGCGAGAACUUGAAGUCUUGGCCGAUGAAGAGCCUGAAUCGGCUCCGGACCCGCAAACGUCGACGGAUGCCCCUCCCGUGGUCAAUGGGGGAUCCGAAGACCUGGACGAAGGUGGAUGUAGCCCACAGAGCUCCGGAAGUUCCAAGGAGAACCAGGAGGAUCAAGGCGUGCGACGGGUUUCAAAGAGAGCCGUCAAGGCAGACUUUGGUCCCUCCACCACGACGCUGUCCAAGCGUCCGAGACGUUCGGGUAAAGUCCAAUUAGCGCAAAUGUGAUGAGUGACUGAUGAGUGAUGACGGAGGCCAAGGGAAGCAUCAUAUGAUAGAUUGCUUGAUGUCCGACAAACAGUGAAACCAGUCCGUUGAAUGAUUGUGUUGGCUACGGCUUAGUGACAAGUAUUUGCAUUCUUCUUCCUGAUAAUUGUAAUGUGAUUGCUGAUCCCUACGCAUACGGUAAUGUGUCUGUACCCUUGGCGGGGUUUUCUGUCCAAAAGGCAGAAUCAUGUGUCGUAAUUCAAUAAACAGUUUUAAUUUUCA